Molecule: messenger RNA, 1533 nt
Organism: Phaeoacremonium minimum UCRPA7
Lineage: Eukaryota; Fungi; Ascomycota; Sordariomycetes; Togniniales; Togniniaceae
Product: putative glutamate decarboxylase protein
Exons: 7
Coding region: 1-1533 (510 amino acids)
Biological process (GO): L-glutamate catabolic process
Cellular component (GO): cytosol
Molecular function (GO): pyridoxal phosphate binding; glutamate decarboxylase activity
Source: RefSeq, a predicted model, not a curated record
AUGGUGCAUCUGACUACCAUUCCUCAUCCGGAUGAGCUGGACAAGGACAUCAUCAAGGAGAUCAAGAAGGCCCAUCUCCAGCUUGCAAAUGAUGAUGAUUGCUUCACCACUUCUGUCUACGGCUCCAGGUUCGCCGCUACCGACCUACCGAAACACGAGAUGCCAGAGCGUGAGAUGCCGAAAGAGGUGGCUUAUCGAAUGAUCAAGGAUGAGCUCAGCCUGGAUGGAAAUCCGAUGCUCAACCUUGCUUCGUUCGUCACGACUUACAUGGAAGAUGAAGCUGAGAAGCUCAUGACCGAGUCCUUCUCCAAGAACUUUAUCGAUUACGAGGAGUACCCGCAGUCUGCCGAUAUCCAGAACAGAUGUGUGUCCAUGAUUGGCCGCCUGUUCCAUGCCCCCGUCGGUGCAGAAGAGGGAGUCGGUGCCGUCGGUACCAGCUGUGUUGGUAGCUCCGAAGCUAUCAUGCUCGCGGUUCUUGCCAUGAAGAGACGCUGGAAGAACGCGAGAAAAGCUGCUGGGAAGUCGACUGAGAAUCCUAACAUUGUCAUGUCAUCAGCUGUACAGGUCUGCUGGGAGAAGGCAACUCGAUAUUUCGAGAUCGAAGAGAAGCUUGUGUAUUGCACCGAGGGCCGUUAUGUUAUCGAUCCAGAGGAGACUGUAAACUUGCAUGCUUACUUUAUAGGUACCACGUACACGGGUGAAUACGAGGACGUCAAGGCAGUAAAUGAUCUCCUCGUAAAGAAGGGACUGAACGUCCCUAUCCAUGUUGAUGCAGCCAGCGGCGGCUUUGUCGCUCCGUUCGUUGUCCCCGGUCUAGAGUGGGAUUUCCGUUGCGAGAGAGUUGUCUCCAUCAAUGUCUCGGGACAUAAGUACGGCCUCGUCUAUCCCGGUGUCGGCUGGGUCGUUUGGCGGUCCGCCGAAUUUCUUCCGCAGGAGCUAGUGUUCAACAUCAACUACCUGGGUGCUGACCAGGCCUCCUUCACGCUUAACUUUAGCAAGGGUGCCUCCCAGGUCAUUGGUCAAUACUAUCAGCUCAUCCGCUUGGGCAAGCAUGGCUACAAAGCCAUCAUGUCAAACCUGACCCGUACCGCGGACUACCUAUCUGAUUCUCUUGAAGCACUUGGCUUCAUCAUCAUGUCCAAGAAGUCCGGCGAAGGUCUUCCGCUUGUUGCAUUUCGAAUGACGAAGGAUGAGGACCGCAACUAUGACGAGUUCGCCCUUGCUCAUCAACUACGCGUUCGAGGCUGGGUCGUCCCGGCUUACACGAUGGCUCCACACACCAACGACCUGAAGAUGCUUCGAGUUGUUGUCCGCGAGGACUUCACUCGCCCUCGAUGUGACGCACUGAUCUCUGAUAUCAGGCAGAGCAUGUGCCUCCUCGAUGACAUGGACAGGGAGAGCAUCAAGAAGCAGCAGGAGUUUAUCCACAAGCACCACACCGCUUCCGGCAAAGCCACGCACAACCACCCUAAGUACAAAAAGGAGAAACAUUCCAUUCAGGGAAAAACCGGCAAGACCCAUGCCAUCUGCUAA